AUGGAGUUGUGGAGUGUGGUGUUUGUGUGUUGUGUUUUAUGUUAUAGUUUUUGUCACAGUGCAGAGGCUAUCGUUAAGCUAGGAGGAAAUGAAACAAUCCCAGCACUGAUUUUGUUUGGGGAUUCGAUCGUUGACACAGGAACUAACAAUAACCUAAUAACACUGCUUAAGUGCAAUUUCCCUCCUUAUGGGAGGGAUUUCCAGGGUGGGAUACCAACAGGAAGAUUCAGCAAUGGCAAGGUCCCUGCUGACUUCAUAGCGGAAGAGUUGGGAAUCAGCGAAUAUAUAACACCAUACAAGAGUCCUAGUUUGCAGCCUGGUGAUCUCCUCAAGGGAGUCAACUUUGCUUCGGGUGGCUCCGGAUAUGAUUCUUUGACCGCACAAAUAGUGUCUGUCACACCAUUAUCUGAGCAACUAGAGCAAUUCAAAGAAUACAUAGGAAAGCUCAAGGGAAAUUUUGGAGAAGCAAAAACCAACUUCAUCUUGUCCAAAAGUUUAGUACUUGUGGUGUCAAGCAGCAACGACAUUGCCAAUACUUAUUUUGCAUCAGGAGUUAGGAAAGUGACUUAUGAUGUUUCGGGUUAUACUGAUAUGUUGGUGCAAGAAGCCUCUUCUUUCGUUAAGGAAUUAUAUGGAUUGGGGGCAAGGAGAAUAGGAGUGUUUGGUGCACCUCCACUAGGAUGUUUGCCAUUCGUACGAACGUUGUUUGGAGGUCUAGAGAGAGUGUGCACCGAAGAAAUAAACAUGGCAUCAAAAUUGUUUAACUCUAAACUAUCUUCAGAGCUGCACAACCUAAACCAAAGCUUGCCUCAAGCGAAGGUGGUGUAUAUCCGUAUUUACGACUCUUUGCUCAAUAUCAUCCAAAACCCAAUCAAUUAUGGAUUUGAUGUUGCUGACAGAGGAUGCUGCGGUACAGGGACGGUAGAGGCGGCUUUUCUGUGUAAUCCGUUAGAUCCAACAACCUGCGUAGAUGAUUCCAAAUAUGUGUUUUGGGACAGCUACCAUCCCACACAAAAGACAUACCAAAUUCUUGUUGGUGAAAUCCUCAACAAAUAUAUAAUCAGCUUCUCUUGAGAGAACUCCAACUGAAUUCAUGUUCAUGGUUUUAUCAUGUUAAAUUUUCUUUAUCUUCAAUUUUAAAAGACAAGUGUCCAAUCGCAAGAGUUGGAUACAAAUAUUGUUUUAUUUGUUAAUUACGGUUCUAUUAUUGUCAGAAUUUUAACCUUUAUAUAUGAGUAGAUUCGACUUCUUUAAGAUGAGAAGGUAAACAUUA
Molecule: messenger RNA, 1273 nt
Organism: Glycine soja
Lineage: Eukaryota; Viridiplantae; Streptophyta; Magnoliopsida; Fabales; Fabaceae
Product: GDSL esterase/lipase At3g14820-like
Exons: 5
Coding region: 1-1074 (357 amino acids)
Biological process (GO): lipid metabolic process
Cellular component (GO): extracellular region
Molecular function (GO): lipase activity
Source: RefSeq, a predicted model, not a curated record